AUGGCAGCCAAGGACGACGACGCCCAGGACGCCAUCACCGCGGAGGAGAUCUCCGGCACCGCUCCCGCUCCUGCGCCCGCGCCCGCCACCAGCGGCACUAGCCAGGGCGCAGAGCGCAACGCAUUCACCGAGCUCAUGGCGCCGAAGCCGGCUCGCGCGCAGACGCAGACGCAGACGCAAACGCAAACACCGCGCGACAUCCCGGGGCCGUCGUUCCUGACGCGGCAGGCGCUGGCGGCGACGCGCGGGCCGCUGACGCGCUCGUUCAAGAACCGCGACGGGCUGGGCGCGUACACGCACGACCCGGCCGCGUUCCCGGCGAGCCGGGUGGUGUUCUACGACGACGACUUCGUCGCCAUCCGCGACAUGUACCCGAAGUCGAGCCUGCACUGCCUGCUGCUGCCGCGCGCGCCGCGCAGCCGGCUGCACCCGUUCGACGCGUUCGGGUGCGCCGCCGACGACGGCAGCCCGACGCCCGACGCCGCCGAGGCCGCGCGCUUCCUCGCCGCCGUGCGCGGCGCCACCGCCCGGCUCGCGCGCCUCGUCGCCGCCGAGCUGCGCCGGCGCCACGGCCGCGGCAGCGCGGCCGAGCGCGCGCGCCAGGCCGUGCUCGACGGCUCCGACGACCCCGACCAGCAGCUCCUCCCCCCCGGCCGCGACUGGGAGGCCGAGCUGCUCGUCGGCGUGCACGCCCACCCCAGCAUGAACGACCUGCACGUGCACGUGCUGGCGCCCGACAUGGUGUCCGAGUGCAUGCGCCACCGCAAGCACUACAACAGCUUCCGCACGCCCUUCCUCAUCGGCCUCGACGCCUUCCCCCUCGCCCCCGACGACCCCCGCCGCCACCCCGGCCGCGCCGGCUACCUCGACACCGACCUGCGCUGCUGGCGCUGCGGCCGCAGCUUCGGCAACCGCUUCAAGCAGCUCAAGGACCACCUCGCCGACGAGUUCGAGCUCUGGAAGAGCGAGUGACCCGCCGCCGGACGAGGCAAGGAGAAGGGGAAGGGGGGAGAGGGAAGGAGUGGCGAUGACCUGGGAGAAGACUCGAUGCAGAUUGCCUGUAAAUCGCCCUGUACUGGGACCUCGACUGCCUGAUAUCGCUCAGCGCGGCACCAACGCUCAGAGCAGACAGGCUCGCGCCGCGCGUGAGAUCCCGGCAGUCGUCUAGCAAUGAUCAUGUUCAGAGGCGGGAGGUGUAUGAUUAGGCACGCAACAUAUCGGCCAUAUCGCCCUCUACGGAAGGUAGACCCCCCAAUGAGCGGGUUCGCGCCCAGUGUGGGAGGCAUCCUAGGCUAGCAUAUCCCAUAGAGAAGUUAGCGGCGAGAACUGCAGAACGCGCUACGAACCGUGAAGAAAUAAAGAUGAAGCGGCGACGUGAUCAAAUUCGUGUAUUCCGUCUACAACCGACGUGAAGGGCCCGUUAACUAAAUCAGAUAAGAGAGCACGCGUCGUGAUUAACCGGGGUCAUCACUGCUUCUGUCACUGCUAAAAUACGUGUACAAGCCAGACUUCCGA
Molecule: messenger RNA, 1515 nt
Organism: Durotheca rogersii
Lineage: Eukaryota; Fungi; Ascomycota; Sordariomycetes; Xylariales; Xylariaceae
Product: HIT-like protein
Exons: 2
Coding region: 1-972 (323 amino acids)
Biological process (GO): double-strand break repair; single strand break repair
Cellular component (GO): nucleus
Molecular function (GO): DNA 5'-adenosine monophosphate hydrolase activity; single-stranded DNA binding; mismatched DNA binding
Source: RefSeq, a predicted model, not a curated record